Messenger RNA from Aspergillus wentii DTO 134E9, 1140 nucleotides. RefSeq names its product putative D-arabinitol dehydrogenase ArbD. Gene Ontology annotation, molecular function: oxidoreductase activity, acting on NAD(P)H, oxygen as acceptor. The transcript has 4 exons. Gene Ontology annotation, cellular component: intracellular anatomical structure. NCBI's taxonomy places the organism in Eukaryota, Fungi, Ascomycota, Eurotiomycetes, Eurotiales, Aspergillaceae. The record is from RefSeq and is a predicted model, not a curated record. Bases 1 to 1140 code for a protein of 379 amino acids.
AUGUUCAGACCUACAAUCGCUCGCCAGGCCUUCAAGGCUUUCAAUCAGAGCUCCCGCCCUGCUGCGUUGGGUUCCUCCCGACCAGCUGUGACCAGUACCUUCUUCUCCCGUCCCCUUUCACACACCGCUCCUCGUUUCAAAACCGACGACGAAGAUGAAAUCAUCAAGAAUGACCCUCUUCUCUCUGCCACCACCAAGGCUCCUGAAGGUGCUGCAGGCGACCAGGAAGGUCGUUUCGCUCGUACCGACGAGAACGUGAAGAUUGAAUACCCCGAUGAUGCCCACAUGCCUCGCAGUCCGAUUGUCCAGGGCCGUGGAGGUGUACACUUUAAGCGAACCCUGGCUCAGUUCUCGCUGGAGAAUAAGGUUAGCGUGAUUACUGGGGGUGCCCGUGGUUUGGGUCUGGUUAUGGCCCAGGCUUUGGUUGCUUCUGGUUCUGAUAUUGCCAUUGUUGAUUUGAAUCGUCAGGAAGCUGAGGAACAGGCACAGAAGCUUGUCGAGCAAUUCCAAAAGGAGAACCCGGGCUUGGAACAGCUGCCUAACGUUACCGCUCACUAUGCCGAUGUGGCUAGCCCUGACUCGGUGAACGAAUCGAUUGCGGAGAUCAUCAGCAAGCACGGCAAGAUUGAUCACUUGGUCACGUCGGCCGGUUUCACCGAGAACUUUGACGCCAUUUCAUACCCCCAUGAUCGCAUGCAGAAGCUGUGGGGUGUAGUUGUUGAUGGUACAUACUUGUUUUCGACUGCUGUUGCCAAGCACUUGAUGGAGCGUAAAGCCCCAGGAAGCAUGGUGAUGAUCGGUAGCAUGUCUGGUGCCAUUGUCAACGUUCCCCAGCCCCAGGCUCCUUACAAUGCAGCCAAAGCAGCUGUCCGCCAUCUGGCUUCGUCCCUCGCCGUCGAAUGGGCCGGCUACGAUAUUCGUGUGAAUGUGAUCAGCCCCGGAUACAUGUUGACAGCUUUGACCCGCAAGAUUCUGGACGAGAACCCCGAACUGAGAGACAAGUGGAUCUCGCUUAUUCCCGUCGGGAAGAUGGGUACACCAGAGGAUCUGAUGGGGGCCGUUACCUUCCUGCUCAGUGAUGCCUCCAAGUACAUGACCGGUGCGGAACUCCGUGUCGACGGUGGCUACACCCUGACCUAA